This is a messenger RNA of Radiomyces spectabilis, 729 nucleotides long. RefSeq lists its product as uncharacterized. The transcript has 5 exons. Lineage: Eukaryota; Fungi; Mucoromycota; Mucoromycetes; Mucorales; Radiomycetaceae. The record is from RefSeq and is a predicted model, not a curated record. Bases 1 to 729 code for a protein of 242 amino acids.
AUGUCCCCCAAACCUCCCAUCAUCCAGCAUGUAUACGAUAAUACCAAGUCCAUGUUAACCGAUUUCACCCUCACAUCGUUUCCUCCUCCUUACUCUGAAAAACCCGAGCCACUCGAUGCUUGGAGUGUCAUGAAAAGCGAGCUCUACGAGACGAUGGCGCAACUCCAGCAAAGUGUUCAUGAUACUCAGAUGAUGAUCGAAAAAAUGCACACUCGUUUCUCUAGUUUGGACGAUUCGGAUGAUCUGAUUCGACAACUUAACCAAUCAUUAGAAGACAUGAUCACCGAAGCACAAAUGUCACUCGAGUCACCUAUUCCUUUCGAAUCCCGCCAUACCCCACACGACCGAUAUUUCCCUUUCACCAACGACGAAAACGAAAACGACCAUCAUUCACAGCAAAUAUCACGUAGCACCGCCAUAGAAAAACGCCAUCAAAAAUACCUUGCCAGUCAAGAGCGACUGAAUGCCACAAUCACCAAGCUCAUGGAUGCCAUUCAGGACGCGUCUCCAACAGCGUGCGCUGUGGAGCUUUUACGGCUGACAGAUGCACCUCGGUUAGCCAAAUUGCCUCAUACCAUCAUCCAAUAUUACAAAUCUUCUUUGCAGGCAGCUUCGUCGUUGCUCCAUUGUAUUCCCGCCCCAUCACCGUAUUUCCGAUUAAAACCCAGCGAGUAUUACGCAUCGUACAGCAUCUGUCACGAAUCAAGUACCGAUGGUUACGCCGCGUAG